This is a messenger RNA of Vicia faba (fava bean), 873 nucleotides long. Lineage: Eukaryota; Viridiplantae; Streptophyta; Magnoliopsida; Fabales; Fabaceae. The record is from the annotation of a GenBank genome assembly.
AUGUUAAGAAACAAGAUACAUAUAUGGAAUAAGCACUUACAUGAAAAGGCACAUGAGCUUUUGCAAGAAACACGUCUGCAUGAUACAUUGACCAAUGUUGUAAUUCCAACCUUUGAUACCGUUGAUUUACACCCAGUUAUCUUCUCAAGCUUUAAGCUAAAGACUGUUCCUAGCCUAGAUGCAAAACUUUCUGAUAUAUGUAUUGGGACUUCAGCUUUCCCAUCCCAACUACCACCGUAUGCCUUUAAGAAUGGUGAUAAGGAAUUCAAUCUAGUUGAUGGGGUUCUCACUGCAGCUGGCCCGGCUUUGCUUGCAAUAAGUGAAGUGAUACAACAAUUGAAUGAGAAGAAUUCUGAUUUCAUUCCAAUAAAAGCAAACGAGCCCCUCAAAAUCGUGUUGUUGUCACUAGGAACAGGAAGUAGUCCAUCAGAUUUAAAACUUCCUGCUUCUUGGGGACAGUUCCUUUCUUUUAAUAAAUGGGUACCCAUAUUAGCUCUUGGUUAUGCUAUAUCUGAUGGACAAGUGAAUGAUUAUCAUCUUGAAUCUGUGUUUCCAAGCGAUUCAUCUUCUUCCGACAAUUACUACCUUCGAGUUCAGGAGUUUAAUUUGGAUCCAUCCAUAACUGCUGAUGAUACUAGUAAGGAAAACAUGGAAAAACUUAUAAAGGCAGCAGAUGAUUUGCUCCCACAGUCUGUUAAGGUUUUGAAUGUAACUUCUUUUCUUCCAUUCGAGAAACCAAGCGAGGGUACAAAUGCUGAAGCUCUUGAAAGGUUGGCUGAAAUUCUAUACAAUGAGAGGCAGGUGCGUUUGAAAAGAAAAUCAAUGGAAAAACAAGGACGACCUUUCAUUGCUUCUGCUCUCCGGAUGAUUUAA